Molecule: messenger RNA, 2074 nt
Organism: Cyprinodon variegatus (sheepshead minnow)
Lineage: Eukaryota; Metazoa; Chordata; Actinopteri; Cyprinodontiformes; Cyprinodontidae
Gene: cbx5
Product: chromobox 5
Exons: 5
Coding region: 227-826 (199 amino acids)
Biological process (GO): chromatin organization; negative regulation of transcription by RNA polymerase II
Cellular component (GO): nucleus; pericentric heterochromatin
Molecular function (GO): chromatin binding
Source: RefSeq, a predicted model, not a curated record
AAGGGGCGGGUUCAAUCGUUGUACGCUUUAAGGCGCGCUUUUUCUGCGCACAGCACCUGUGUGGAAGCUAAAUGCUAAAGUAGCCUUUGCGUUCGGCCUCUCUGCUGCUUCACAAUAGACGGGAUACAAGCCUGCCGUUAAGUGCCCGAAAAACGCUCCUUUUUACUGUCCGUACGGGAAGUAUCGAAGGCCUGUGUCAGCGUGUUGCUAGGCUCCGGACUGUGCCAUGGGCAAAAAGUCUCGCGACGAAGAAUCCUCAUCCUCUGAAGAGGAAGAAUAUGUUGUGGAGAAGGUGCUGGAUCGGAGGGUGGUGAAAGGAAGAGUGGAGUUUUUCCUUAAAUGGAAAGGAUACUCAGACAAGCACAACACAUGGGAGCCAGAAAAGAAUCUGGACUGUCCUGAGCUGAUAGCAGAGUUUAUGAAGACCUACAAGAAAGGCAAUAGUGGGACUUCUGCACCAAGCAGCGGGGCCAGCAAAUCUACAACUGGUUCUUCAGGGCGUUCAAAAGAAUCCAGCAGCUCCAAGAAGAGGAGCUCUGAUGAUGAUGAAGAGGGCAGUAGCAAGCCCAAGAAAAAGAAAGAGGAUGAAAUCCUAGUGGCACGUGGGUUUGAGAGGGGCCUUGAGCCGGAGAAGAUCAUCGGAGCAACUGACUCGUGUGGAGACUUGAUGUUUCUCAUGAAGUGGAAAGAUUCCGAUGAGGCGGAUCUUGUACUUGCCAAGGAGGCCAAUCAUAAGUGUCCACAGAUCGUCAUAGCCUUCUACGAAGAGCGUCUCACCUGGCACGAAGACAGCGACAAGAAGGAGAAGGAUGCUGUCACCGCAUGAGUGCCUCGACUCAAGAGGAACACUCCACUGCAGGGACAACCUUGAGUCAGACUUUAUUUUUUUUUUUGUAGUUUUUUUUUUUUUUUUUCUCAAACACCUGAAAUCUCCCCCCAUCUUUCACCUAUACCAUGUCAACUGACACGAAGAUGACAGACAUGGUUGUCGUUUCCUCUAUCCAUGCCCUGAUCAGAGCGCAAUGGCCGCAGACUGCUGGGGUGGGGGUACAUCCAAAAAGGAGCUGCAGUGGCUGUGGGUGAUGUGCUACAGGGGGAAAGAGUCACUGUCUUUGUCUUUAUAUCGAUUUAACUUUUUUUUAUUAUCCUAGCAUAUGUUCUUAGGACUAAAAAGGAUGCGAUUAUAGCAGAAAGAAAUUUAAAUUUUAAGAUGUAAUAAACAUAUUAAUUUUGAGAAGCGGGGUGCAUACUGUAUUACCAUGGCAUCCUGUUCUAAAUUUUAAAUCACUGAUCUGCGUCUCCCCAUAGUAAAACCACAAUAGCGUUUGUAUUUGUGAAGCAGCUGCAUCAGUAUUUUCUUGACUGCUUCAUCGCAUCCUUUUAAGAACUAUUUUUAAUCAUGUAGGACUGCUUAUCACUUUUAAAAGCUGUUUUUAAUCGUAUAGUUUUGUUUUUCAUGUUUACCAAAAUAUUCUGAGUUUUAAACGACUCUCUUCACUGCAUAGUGGCUUUUGUAUUUUCUUUUGUUCCCGGUUAUCCUCAUAUGUUGUAAUUUUUAAAAAACGUCACAUGAUUGUGAUGAAGUACAAUAAAACAUUUUACUCUGUCUUUACAUUUUAUUUUUUCUUCUUGCUGUAGUCUGAGAUUAUUCAGAACAUUUCACAGGUUGAUAUCCACAAGUCUUGGGUGGGGGGGAAAAAAUUCCUGGCCCCUAUUAGUUUGCCACCUAGUGGCAGCUAAAUUUAAUUACAGAGUUCAACAAUAAGAAACCUAAUUUUUGCAUUUAUGAUGAAACGUGUCAAAGUUGAGAAAAUGUGGAUGUUGAUGGCAAUGUCUGUGGUUUAUAAUUGGUCAUUUAAACUCAACAGUUAAAAUCUUAUGGGUGCUUAGACACACUUUUUAAUGUACACAUCAUUGAUGUGGUUUGGUUUUCACUUUGGACCAAAUCUUUAGCCAAUUCCAAGUUCCCCCUGAGAAAGGGGUGAUGGUAUUUCUUUUUAUACCAAUAGUUCAUUGUAUAACUUUUUUUCCCCUCUUGAUCAGAAAUGUUUUUGCCAUUUUUUUUUUUUCCAAU